UUCUUUCCCAUCUCUCUGUCAUUUAGAUCCCUAGAUUGUAGGGAAAACAUGAAACGAGGAAAUCAGGCAACUUUUAGGCGCCAACAGAGGAAAUAGGCUGUGGAGGCGGGGUCCUUUGCUCGCGCCUAAAUUCAAAGGAAUAAAUAGUUCCGGCACCGGUGCUGGCCGCGGGGCGAGUGUUGUAGCCGGUAUGGUGGAGCACACAUCCUAGCGCCCGAAGGCGGGCGGAUUUCACCCGCACUCCACCCUUGUGGCCUCGCGGAGCCCUCGGGCGUCUCUAGCCCAGGCGGCCUGAGGCAGCGACGAGGUCGGUGCGUGAGCGCGGCUGGUUGGGCCUUGUAUUCCCGGCGAACUAGUUUGUGACCUGUUUGAUCGUAGCAGAGGUUUACCAGUCCAAGGCAAUUGUGAAAAUGCAUAUUAAGUCAAUAAUUCUGGAAGGAUUCAAAUCCUAUGCUCAGAGGACUGAAGUCAAUGGUUUUGACCCCCUCUUCAAUGCUAUCACUGGUUUAAAUGGUAGUGGAAAAUCCAACAUAUUGGACUCUAUUUGCUUUUUGCUGGGCAUCUCUAACCUGUCUCAGGUUCGGGCUUCUAAUUUACAAGAUUUAGUUUACAAGAAUGGGCAGGCAGGUAUUACCAAAGCCUCAGUGUCAAUCACCUUUGAUAAUUGUGAUAAAAAGCAAAGUCCUUUAGGAUUCGAGGUGCAUGAUGAAAUCACAAUAACAAGGCAGGUGGUUAUUGGUGGCAGAAAUAAAUAUUUAAUCAAUGGAGUAAAUGCAAACAACACCAGAGUACAAGAUCUCUUCUGUUCUGUUGGCCUUAAUGUUAACAACCCUCACUUCCUCAUUAUGCAGGGCCGAAUUACAAAAGUAUUGAAUAUGAAACCUCCAGAGAUUUUAUCUAUGAUAGAAGAAGCAGCUGGAACCAGGAUGUAUGAAUACAAAAAAAUAGCUGCCCAGAAAACUAUAGAAAAAAAGGAGGCUAAGCUGAAAGAAAUUAAGACGAUACUUGAAGAAGAGAUUACUCCAACUAUUCAAAAAUUAAAAGAGGAACGAUCUUCCUACUUGGAGUAUCAAAAAGUAAUGAGAGAAAUAGAACAUUUGAGUCGUUUAUAUAUUGCUUAUCAGUUUUUGCUGGCUGAAGAUACCAAAGAACGCUCAGCUGAGGAGUUAAAAGAAAUGCAGGAUAAAGUUGUAAAGCUUCAAGAAGAAUUGUCUGAGAAUGAUAAAAAAAUAAAAGUACUUAAUCACGAAAUAGAAGAGUUAGAAAAAAGAAAAGAUAAGGAAACUGGAGGUAUACUCCGUUCUUUAGAAGAUACUCUUGCAGAGGCUCAGCGAGUUAAUACUAAAUCUCAAAGUGCCUUUGAUCUCAAGAAGAAAAACCUGGGAAGUGAAGUAAACAAACGCAAAGAGCUGGAAAAAAAUAUGGCAGAGGACUCUAAAACUUUAGCAGCAAAGGAAAAAGAAGUUAAAAAGAUAGCAGAUGGACUGAGUGCCCUUCAGGAAGCAAGUAAGAAGGACGCCGAAGCUCUGGCUGCUGCACAGCAGCACUUCAAUGCUGUGUCUGCUGGCCUGUCCAGUAAUGAAGACGGAGCAGAAGCCACUCUUGCUGGCCAGAUGAUGGCCUGUAAAAACGACAUGAGUAAAGCUGAGACAGAGGCCAAGCAGGCUCAGAUGAAGUUGAAACAUGCCCAACAAGAAUUAAAGGCCAAACAGGCUGAAGUUAAAAAGAUGGAUGGUGGUUACAGGAAAGAUCAAGAAGCUUUAGAGGCUGUGAAGAAACUUAAGGAAAAACUUGAAACUGAAAUGAAAAAGCUAAAUUAUGAAGAAAGCAGGGAAGAAAGUCUUUUGGAAAGGCGUAGGCAGCUGUCUCGUGAUAUUAGUAGAUUGAAAGAAACAUAUGAAGCUCUCUUGGCCAGAUUUCCCAAUCUUCAAUUUGCAUACAAGGAUCCAGAGAAGAACUGGAAUAGAAAUUGUGUAAAAGGACUUGUAGCUUCUCUGAUUAGUGUCAGAGAUACUUCUGCAACCACAGCUUUAGAAUUGGUGGCCGGGGAACGACUGUACAAUGUUGUAGUAGACACAGAGGUUACUGGUAAAAAGCUACUAGAAAAGGGGGAAUUGAAACGUCGAUACACUAUAAUUCCACUCAAUAAAAUUUCAGCCAGAUGUAUUGCUCCAGAAACCCUGAAAGUCGCCCAGAAUCUUGUUGGCCCUAACAAUGUUCAUGUGGCUCUUUCCCUGGUUGAAUACAAACCAGAACUUCAGAAAGCCAUGGAAUUUGUUUUUGGAACAACAUUUGUUUGUGACAAUAUGGAUAAUGCCAAAAAAGUGGCCUUCGAUAAAAGGAUAAUGACUAGAACUGUAACUCUAGGGGGUGAUGUAUUUGAUCCCCAUGGGACAUUGAGUGGAGGUGCUCGAUCCCAGGCAGCUUCUAUUUUAACCAAAUUUCAGGAACUCAAAGGUAUUCAAGAUGAACUGAAAAUAAAGGAGCGUGAGCUACAGGCUCUAGAAGAGGAAUUAGCAGGUCUUAAAAACGUUGCUGAAAAGUAUCGCCAACUAAAACAGCAGUGGGAGAUGAAAACUGAGGAGGCAGAUUUAUUGCAAACCAAGCUCCAGCAAAGCUCAUAUCAUAAGCAACAAGAAGAAUUAGAUGCCCUUAAGAAAAUUAUUGAGGAAAGUGAGGAAACAUUAAAAAACACCAAAGAAAUUCAAAAAAAAGCAGAAGAAAAAUAUGAAGUAUUAGAGAAUAAAAUGAAAAAUGCAGAAGCUGAAAGAGAGAGAGAACUGAAGGAUGCUCAGAAAAAACUGGAUUGUGCGAAAACAAAGGCAGAUGCUUCUAACAAAAAGAUGAAAGAAAAGCAACAGGAAGUUGAAGCUAUCACUCUGGAGCUGGAAGAGCUCAAGAGAGAGCAAGCAUCCUCUAAACAACAGCUUGAAGCUGUGAAUGAAGCUAUCAAAUCCUAUGAAGAUCAGAUUGAAGUAAUGGCAGCUGAAGUGGCUAAAAAUAAGGAGUCAGUAAAUAAAGCUCAAGAAGAGGUGACCAGGCAAAAAGAAGUGAUAACAGCCCAGGACAAUGUCAUUAAAGCAAAAUAUGCAGAAGUGACAAAACAUAAAGAACACAACAAUGAUUCUCAGCUUAAAAUUAAGGAAUUAGAACACAACAUCAGCAAACAUAAGCGGGAAGCUGAAGAUGCUGCUGCAAAGGUAUCCAAAAUGUUGAAAGAUUAUGACUGGAUUAACUCAGAGAAACACCUCUUUGGCCAACCCAAUAGCGCAUAUGAUUUCAAAACUAACAACCCAAAAGAAGCUGGCCAGAGACUUCAGAAGUUACAAGAAAUGAAGGAGAAGCUAGGAAGAAAUGUCAAUAUGAGAGCCAUGAAUGUACUGACAGAAGCUGAAGAACGGUAUAAUGACUUGAUGAAGAAAAAGAGAAUUGUAGAAAAUGACAAAUCUAAAAUCCUUGCAACUAUAGAAGACCUUGACCAGAAGAAAAACCAAGCCCUAAAUAUUGCUUGGCAAAAGGUGAACAAGGACUUUGGGUCUAUUUUUUCUACUCUUCUGCCUGGCGCUAAUGCUAUGCUUGCACCACCAGAGGGGCAAACUGUUUUGGAUGGUCUAGAGUUCAAGGUUGCCUUAGGAAAUACCUGGAAAGAAAACCUAACUGAACUUAGUGGUGGUCAGAGGUCUUUAGUGGCACUGUCAUUAAUAUUGUCCAUGCUCCUCUUCAAACCUGCUCCAAUUUAUAUCCUGGAUGAGGUAGAUGCAGCCUUAGAUCUUUCUCAUACCCAGAACAUCGGACAGAUGCUACGUACUCAUUUCACACAUUCUCAGUUCAUUGUGGUGUCCCUAAAAGAAGGUAUGUUCAACAAUGCAAACGUUCUUUUCAAAACCAAGUUUGUGGAUGGUGUUUCUACAGUAUCCAGAUUUACUCAAUGUCAAAAUGGAAAGAUUCCAAAAGAAUUGAAAUCCAAGGCAAAAGGACCCAAAUGAUCACGUGUAGAAGUUUGAAAUACAAAUUUACUCCUACGUCUUGACCUGUUUUUAAAUGUAAACUUUUAAGAACUUAGGAUUUAUCUAAUUUGUUAAUAUAACGAUUGAAUGUUAUUUUGUCACUUAACACAUAUUUUCAAGGUCCAUAUUUUCUUCCCUUAUAUAAUCACUUAUAAAUGAGCAUAGAUUCCUAAUUAGUGUAACUAUGGUACAAUUACUGUGAUUGUGAUUUUAUGCAUAUUAUUAAAUGUUUUUUCUUAUAUACGUUUUUUAUAUAUUAGAGAGCCUGAAAUAGUGGUAAAUCCUGUAUGUAAAAGCAAGAACACAAAGAAACAGAUGAAAUUAUAGGAUAAAUAUAAUUAAUUGAUAGUCAGCUUUUAAAUAGUUUAACUCCUAAAGCAAUAUUAAUGUGUUUUCUGUUGCUAAUAAAGUCAUUCAGAUAAGAGAAUUUCAAAGCACUUAGUUGCUGGACCAACAAAGGGAACACAAAGAAAGCUCUUAUGCAUGCACUGUGCUAGCUGAGGCUAGUUCCUUGAAGACACAGUGCCAGCUCCCUGGCUAGACUCAGCCUGGGAAGCAGGUCUUGAAAGAUUCCUCUUAUUUUAAUGGUGUUUGAAUAUCAUGUUUAUAUGCUUAAUAAUUGGUCUCUGCACCUUGUUUUUUUUUUUUUAAAUUAUUCUCAUGAGUGUUUUAAGAAAAACUUGGGAGAAGGUAUGUUGCAUGCUGCUGUCUACUGCAAAAUUAAUCUGAAGUCUCCUGAUAAUUUCAAAAUAGAUUUUUGUCAGCCUUUGCAUAUAUCCAACCAAAACAAUCUAUUGGUGAAUGAGAAUUUAGGAGCCAGCAGACUAAAUCAAAUCUUAUCUAUGCUUCGUUUAGUGUGAUAUGUGUAUAAAUCCAUAAAUUGAUUCAUCAGUUCUACCAAAAGACCUCAGAGGUAACAAUUAUUACAGUUUUUAGUGUCUUCUGCUACUUUCCAUUUCAAAGGGGUAAAGUUUCUUUAAGAUCUAGAAAAUGGAGCCUAAACAAUAUAAGAAUACUAUGUAUACUUCUUAGCAUUUCAAGGUACAUCACCAGAAUAGUGUCCUCAGACUGAAUUCUGAAAGCUGUGACCUGACUUAAUUUAAUCUGAUCUUGGGUAUGUUAUUUUUUUCUCCACUAUCCCUUCUUGAUCCUUGAGUCCUAGUUACUUAAUGUUAUUGUUAUCCUCUCCCUGAUAAAUGCUCAUACUUUCUGGCCCUGGGUUUGUCACUUCUUACCAUUCAUUCUCCAUGCAUAUCUUAAGAUGUCAGAUAACACCUGGGUAACUGAAUGUCAUGGUGCACAUUGGAAAGUGUUGAAUCUUGAUUUGCUUCUAUCUACUAUGCGGAAGAGAGGGAGGCAUAGCUGUAAAUAUAGUUACAGGGAACCCAGUAUUACAGAUAAUGGAUAUAUGAAAAUACUCGUUUCCUUUUGAAUGUAUCACAAAUUAUUUUCCAAAAGAGUUGUAUCAGUGCACACUGUCACCAAUAAAGAGUAGCAAAGCAGUUUGACCACAA
Molecule: messenger RNA, 5521 nt
Organism: Loxodonta africana (African savanna elephant)
Lineage: Eukaryota; Metazoa; Chordata; Mammalia; Proboscidea; Elephantidae
Gene: SMC2
Product: structural maintenance of chromosomes 2
Exons: 25
Coding region: 411-3986 (1191 amino acids)
Biological process (GO): chromosome organization
Cellular component (GO): chromosome
Molecular function (GO): ATP binding; ATP hydrolysis activity; protein binding
Source: RefSeq, a predicted model, not a curated record